CAUCCGUCAGGAUGUUGACGUCAUGAUCGGUAUUUCAUGGCGCCGCGACGGAUCAGAUGGGCAUUGUCGUCGCCGUCGCAACGCGACGCUGCGGGUCCGAGGGGUCGGUACCACGUGACGGCACAGGACGGUGCGCGAUUCCCGACCCUUGCCUGGCGAGUUGGUACAAUCUUGAAUGGUCUUGAGCCGGGUCUUGGAUCGAAGAGCCAAGCUAGGCCAAGUUUUCCCACUACCUAUGUUGCAUUCCGAGUGUUUCUCAUCUUGCAUGAACUGUUUCUCCCCCCUAUGAACCACGUGUAGAUGGAUGAUCUGCAUACAUCCACGACCCCGUGCUUGCCUUUGGACUUGCCUGACAGUCGAGGUUAGCCGUCCUAACGCGUCCACCACAAAUCGAACAACCCCCGCCCAUCCGUUGAACUGUGUAUCGGCAUCGCCAGCCCUCGACGAAUACACGUGCCCAUCGCGAGGAUCAGCGCGCAGACGCAACGUGCCUCCCACGACCGUAUUUUCAUAGCGGAGCGUGAUCACUGAUCAUCGCGGAGACCAAUCAGCAACAUCCCGACGCGUGUUCCCGUUCCAGCUUGAAAUAGCCGAACAGUCGAUUGUUCUUCUGUGAGAGCGGGGGCGGAAACAACGUUCUCUCGACAUAAAACGGGGACAGAUCCCAGUUCGCACAUCGCAUACACUCGCCUCUCGCCACCACCAUGCCUGCCGCUUCUCGCAUCCACGCGUUACUGUUGGCCCCACUUGUUGUCUCUGCAGCUCGGUACUGCUCCCUCAAGCCCCCCAACGCUGUGUUAUCGAGCUCCGGGCCCUCGAGUGGCGGCGCUUCUGGAUCGGCGGGGACGCAGCCGGGACUGAAUUCGUCCUCGCAUGGGGGGACGGACCCAACUGACGUCGUCGCCACGGCGUGGUAUCCGGGCUGGAACAACUUCCCGCCAUCCGAGAUAUCGUGGAGCAAGUACAACGCGAUGACAUUCGCUUUUGCAACGACUACGCCGGACUCGUCGACCAUCGCGUUGGACGACCAGAGCGCUGCGCUGCUCCCCACUUUCGUUGCGACUGCCCAGGCCAAUGUGAGUGCGUCGCGUCGCAAACGAGCGAUCCGAUCAAGCCACGUUCUCACGACCGGGCCAGGGCGUCUCGGCUCUGCUCUCCAUCGGCGGCUGGACCGGAUCAAUGUACUACUCCUCCGCUGUGGCAUCGGCCGCAAACCGAACCAGCUUCGCCGCCGCCGUACUGGGCCUGGUGUCGACGUACCAGCUGGACGGGAUCGACUUCGAGUGCGUUCCCUUGCUAUCUGCCCCUGGUGUUCUUCCGUCCGAACGACUUGGCUUGGCAGCUGGGAAUACCCCGGGACGCAGGGUCUCGGAUGCAACGUGAUCAGCCCCAGCGACUCGGCCAACUUUCUGGUGUUCUUGCAGGAACUGCGAAGCACUCCCGCGGGGCAGAAUCUGAUUCUGACCGCCGCGGUGGGACUGAAACCCUUCGCCGGCCCGGACGGGAACCCCAUGGACGACGUUUCCGGGUUCGCGAAAGUGCUCGACCGCAUCGCGAUUAUGGACUACGAUGUGUUUGGGCCGGGCUACUCGCAGACGGUCGGCCCCAACGCCCCGCUGAACGACACCUGCGCGCCGCCGGCUCAGCAGCAGGGCUCCGCCGUGUCUGCGGUGCAGGCGUGGACCGCGGCGAAUUUCCCCGCCAACCAGAUCACUCUGGGUCUGGCUUCCUAUGGCCACAGCUGGCCCGUGACACCCAGUGAAGCACUGGACGGGGCCCAUCGGCUCCAGCCGUAUGCGAGCUACUCCAAGUCAGCCCCAGUCCCCGCCGGAAGCGAGGAUGCGGGAGGGAGCGCUGCUGCGACCGUAGACCAGUGCGGGAACCCGCAGAGCGGCGGGAGCGGGAACAGCGGCGAUUCGUCGUUCGCUGCGCUGAUAGACACGGGAUUCCUGGACUCGAACGGGACUGCGGCAUCGGCAUCGGGGAUCAGCUUUGUCUUCGAUCAGUGCAGUCAGACGCCGUUUGUCUACAACUCGACGUCGCAGGUCAUGGUGUCAUACGACGAUCCGCAGUCCUUUGCCGCGAAAGGCCAGUUUAUUAAUAGCAUGGGGCUGGCGGGGUUUGCGGUGUGGGAUGUGACGGGGGACAAGAACGAUCUGCUGCUGGACUCGCUGCACCAGUCCAUGGGGAUCGAGUCUGUUUGCGAUUAGAGUAUACUUAUCGACCGAGUCCUAUGUGCUAUUAUUAUCUUGCUCGUGCAGGAUGUCUAUGCUGAUCAAAUGCGUUCUGUCAAAACAUACUAAUCAGGGCUU
Molecule: messenger RNA, 2312 nt
Organism: Mycena citricolor
Lineage: Eukaryota; Fungi; Basidiomycota; Agaricomycetes; Agaricales; Mycenaceae
Source: the annotation of a GenBank genome assembly